Molecule: messenger RNA, 3516 nt
Organism: Polistes canadensis
Lineage: Eukaryota; Metazoa; Arthropoda; Insecta; Hymenoptera; Vespidae
Gene: Sur-8
Product: leucine-rich repeat protein soc-2 homolog
Exons: 1
Coding region: 635-2473 (612 amino acids)
Molecular function (GO): protein binding
Source: RefSeq, a predicted model, not a curated record
GUUUAGUACAAUUGUCUAUAUAGACAAAAGUACGCGUAUCAUAAUAUUAAAAGCGCAGAAUUAAGAUAUAAAUCGAUAAAUCUAAAAUUCAAUCGAAGAAUACCGAAGAGAAAGAACUUUACCAAAGCUUCAACGAAAAUGAGGAAAGAUCAUGCGCGUAGAACAUAAUUGAAGAAGAAGAAAACAGAUUAAGCGAGUACCAUUGUAGAGAUAUACAUUUGUAAUGUUUCAGUUUUUGUGCUACCCUGUAUAUUCACUAGGAAAGUUAAUAGAAUAAGCUAUUGAUAAAAACAUCCAUGUUAUAUUGAGUGGUAAAAAUAUUGUUUGGAAUAAAUAAUAUAGCGGAAGGUUUUUAAAGAAAGGAAGAUCGUCUCUAUACAAUAUAUACCUAUAUACAAAUAUAUAUGUAUAUGCAUUAUAUAUAUAUAUAAAAGAGAGUUUACCUAUCGUAUAUCACCGUUUCCAAAUCCGUUCCGCGUUUGCGCCGCGUCAGACGAACGUCAAUAAUGUCAAUAGAGUCAUAAAAGAAGGAAAGUUGAUAAAAAUAUGUGAUGUUGUAAAUAUACCAUAGGAAAAUACAAAUCUUAAAACUCUCGUAAGGAGUAUAGAUAAUCGCGUCUAGUGGUAUUAGAUUAUGAAAAAGUCGACUAAAUAUUGGACGGGUGUGGGUAACAUUUCGACGGUGUGUUUGUCGGAGGUGAAGAGGGACCGAGGAGACCUCCGGGAUAAUCUUCCAACUAUUUACAUGAAGGAGCAGGAUAUACCCGAAUAUUUGGAGGGCUGUGGUCUGACAACUUGCACGGCGACAACCGGCGACAUGCCUGAGGCCGUGGAAGUAUUACGAGAUAACAGGGAGCACUUGAAGGAGAAAAAAUUAUCCAGUGCUUCCAUAGCGGGACCUGACACGAAAAAGACCGUGACUGUCAAACAUCCAGAGUCAAAUAAGCCUAAACCGACAACCAAAAAAGGAAAACCCAUUCAAGCUGACUUGGAUGUCUCCAAGGAGUUUGUAAGAUGCAAGGACGAGUGUGUAAAGCGUCUCGAUUUAAGCAAAUCGAGCAUAACGAAUCUUCCGAGCACAGUUAGAGAUUUGACCCACCUGGUAGAGUUUUAUCUUUACGGUAACAAAUUAGUAACUCUUCCACCAGAAAUAGGUUGCUUAGCCAAUCUCGAAACGUUGGCGUUGAGCGAAAAUUCGCUUACGAGUUUACCGAGUACCUUAGAAAAUUUGAAGUCAUUAAAAGUACUUGAUCUGAGGCACAAUAAAUUGAACGAGAUACCCGAUGUCGUUUACAAGCUAACGUCUCUCACUACAUUGUUUUUACGAUUCAAUCGCGUCAGGUAUGUCAACGAAAAUAUAAGAAAUUUAACAAAUUUAACAAUGCUCAGUCUAAGGGAAAAUAAAAUCAAGGAACUUCCAGCCGGUAUUGGCAAACUUACUAACUUAAUAACAUUUGAUGUAUCUCAUAAUCAUCUGGAACAUUUACCUGAAGAAAUAGGAAACUGUACUCAACUGUCUACGCUUGAUCUUCAGCAUAACGAACUCCUGGAUAUACCGGAUACCAUUGGAAAUCUGGUGUUAAUCACUAGAUUAGGUCUUCGAUACAAUCGUUUAUCUAGUAUUCCAAAAUCCUUAGCAAAUUGUAAAUUAAUGGAUGAAUUCAGCGUAGAAGGGAAUCAGGUCUCCCAACUGCCAGAUGGAUUACUCUCCAGUCUCUCUGAUUUGAAGACAAUUACAUUGUCCAGAAAUGCAUUUACUGCAUAUCCAUCAGGAGGACCAUCUCAAUUUACAAAUGUCUACUCUAUUAAUCUUGAACAUAAUCAGAUUGAUAAAAUACCUUAUGGUAUUUUCUCUAGAGCUAAAAAUCUAACUAAACUGAACAUGAAAGAAAAUCAAUUAACUGCUUUACCUCUGGAUACUGGAACAUGGAUCAAUAUGGUCGAAUUAAAUCUUGGUACGAAUCAGCUAACCAAAAUUCCAGAUGAUAUUCAAUGCCUUCAAAGUUUGGAGAUAUUAAUUUUAUCUAAUAAUUUAUUGAAACGUAUUCCUGCCAGUAUAGCAAAUUUACGUAAGCUCAGGGUCUUAGAUCUUGAAGAAAAUAAAAUAGAGUCUCUUCCAAAUGAAAUAGGAUUUUUACGAGACUUACAAAAAUUAAUCUUGCAGUCAAACCAAGUUACUUCAUUACCAAGAGCGAUUGGGCAUUUAACAAACCUUACACAUUUGAGCGUAGGAGAAAAUAAUCUUAAUUAUCUACCCGAAGAGAUUGGGACAUUAGAAAAUUUAGAUUCUCUUUAUGUUAAUGAUAAUGCAAAUUUACAUAAUUUACCUUUUGAACUAGCUUUAUGCACAAAUCUUAGUAUUAUGUCAAUUGAGAAUUGUCCUUUGUCACAUAUUCCUCCAGAAAUAGUUGCAGGAGGUCCAUCAUUGGUUAUUCAAUUUCUUAAGAUGCAAGGUCCUUAUCGAUCAAUGUAACAAAUCUAGCCUUCUGUAUAUCACAUAGAUGUCGAUUCUUAAUGCACGUGAUACAAAGUAUGAUAUUAUAAUGAUCUCACUUAAAUAACAACAUAUUAAUGUUACUGAUAUGCAUUGUAUAAAGUGAGCAAUAUUUUUAUUGUUGCAAAGUGAAUAAUACAUAUUUGUAAUGUUUUCAAUAUAAAGAGGAACAUACAUUUAAUAUGUAAUUGGUGCUGAAUUGGAAGUUUAUUUUGCAAAUAAAUGAUGAAGCUAUUUUAGAUACUAUGGUAGCAUGAAUCACACUUAUAUAACAUUGUUAGUACAAACAAAAAUAUGUAAAAAUGUUUAAUCAUGAUAGAAUCCUGCAUAUAUAAGCGCUUUUAAGAAUAUAUGAAUUUCAAUUGCGUUUAUUCUUGAAGUAUUUCUUUUAUAUUAUGUGAUCUUUUUUAAAAGAUAAUUUUAAAUAAUAAGUUAAUUAACAGCUCUUUCCUUUAUUUUUAUUUAUUUAUCUUUCAUACGUUUAAGAAAGUUGGAAACAUAAUAUGGUAACUUAUAAGGACAAAGUUUAUGCCUGAAAUUGCAUCAAAGAAAAAACGAUCAUAAUAUUAGUAUAUUUAAAAAAAUAAAUUUCUGGAUAUACAUAAAUUUGAUCUUCUCAAAUUGUUAGAGAUAAUUUACUUCCGUUUUGAUUUGUCUAUUAGAUAUGCAAUAUUUAUGAGGCUGAACAUUAAUAUAUUUGAUUAAGAUCUACAAAUCUGUAAUGUCAAAUGAAUGUUGAUUCUACUUUAUACUACAUGAUUAAUGAAAAUAUUAAGAAUCGACAUCAAUUAUGUCACACUGUAUUUCUUAUAUUCUAUUGUUAUUUUACCGAACACAAUUUUGCCAACUGUAUACAUGUAUUAUGAAUUCUUAGGGGUGUUUAAAUUUUGAUCACCAUAUAUACAUUAUAUAUUUACUUCUAAUCAUCUUGUUCUUUUUUCCAAAUACAAACAUAUUGUCAUUUUAUCAGGUAUAAAAUUAAACAUAAGAGAUUCAAAACAGAGGUAUUCUUCUGAUGACUA